AGACAGAUCCUAAUAUGGCUGAAGUACUGAGAGCUUUACAAGAGGAAAAUGACUUGAAGAAGAGAUUGCAGCAUACAGUGGUUUUGGAUGAACCAAAAAUGGAUGAAGAACCAGAACCAUUACCCACACAGCAUGAAGAACCUAUAAUUGAACCAGUGUUGGAAACUUAUCCCACAGUGAAACCUACUGAAGCUCCUAACCAGAGACCAAAGACCUCUCGAUCUUUUGUCAACUUCGCUGUUGCUAAGCAGAAGCAGACUGCAGCACAGCUGUCUUCUAAAAUGAACACUCGAGGGCAGAAGCUUUUGAACAUGAUACAGCUGGAUACCGUUACAGUAGAACUUCUGACCUUGGCACCAGUUUCUUACGAGGCAUAUAUUUCCAGCUUUGGACAUUCUAACAGACAACAGGUUAGCAUCCAGACAAAUGAGGAUGCUUUGAGUGAGGAAGUCCAGACUGAAGAAAUUCUGAAAAGGGAUAAGUGGACCCAAAAACCUGUACACAUAAGCAUUGGCAAGGAUGAGAAAUUGCCUGGACCUGAGGACUACCUUGGGGUCGGAGGUGACAUGGAUCCCAUCAGUUUUACCGAGAGUUCGAGCAGCAACACAGGACGGCUCACCUCCUUCCUGACGUCGGCAUCGCAGGUGAUGUUGGCACUCCUGGAAGAGGAGUUAGUGUGGGAGCUAGAGCAUACCACAAAGACAAAUGAUGUGUCGACUACAUCUGACGGCCUUGGUUUCUCUCACCCACCCAUACCCAUGGGCUCCAGCGUCCAGUCUCUCCUUGAAGGUCGUCCCACUCCUUUUGUUCAGUUCUGCGACAGUGAACCGAUGAUGCUCUUGUCCGGCCACGGGUUCAGAAAUGUGGAAGAAGAAUCCGAAAAUGAGGUCAAGUUGAACGAGAGCAGUCUCAUUUGCGUUUGGUGGGUGCAAGAGCCCUCGCGUCCUCAACACCUUCUUAGUUCUCGUUCAGUACCCACUAGUGCCACCUUCAGUCCUGGCCGUCCAUCACUGGUGUUGGCUGGCCUAGAGGAUGGUUCCUUAGCAGCGUGGGAUCUCCGUGAGCCUGUCACCCUUCACACACUGCAUACGGAAAUCGGGGAGGUUAUGUGGAAAGUUCGGGUGCCCUCGUUUGUCACAGCCUGCAAUGAAGUUGGUCAUGGAGAAGGAAGCAAAAUUGUGUCUAUACAGGCUGUAACUAACCAGGAGGAUAUGGAAAUGAACAAUGUUGUUACUUUGUCUAGGGAUGGAAGAGUAACAUGGUGGGUUGUUGUGCGUGUUCCUCUCGUGAGUGCCGUUGGAGACAUACUUGGAGGGAAGAAGUCAGGUAUUAAUAUCACUAAGAGUAAUUCUGCAGUUGUCUCUCCACAUCUGGGAGCUUCACCGUGGUCGAGGAUCGCUCUCAACCGAUCAGCAACAAUCAGUGUGGCUACAACGCUUUAUGGUGAGGAAGUACUCAGUGAUGCAAUUUUAUGCCAUGAUCUGAGGUUAGAUUUAAGUGACCCAAGUCAGCUAUACGUUGCAACGGGGAGUGGAGCGGUUGCUCACUGUUCCCGCCAUUCUUCGCGUAUGCAUCCACGGGCCUACUUGCCUGAAAUUGAACCUGGGUGCGAAGCCCUCUGCCUUGCUAUAUGUCCUCAUGACCAGCGGUACGUACUCGUUGGAGGCAGCGAUGGUGUUGUGAGACUCCAUAGCACUGCGUUGGAAAGGCCUCUUACGUCCUGGCAGUCCUCUCCUGACUGUGUCCCUGUGGUGGAUCUCCAGUGGUCACCCGCCCGACCUUGCGUCUUUUACGUGCUGGAUGCUAAUGCUAGGUUGCAUAUAUGGGACCUCAGUGCAGGUGACAUCUUCCCCGUGCUGACAGUAGAAACAGGAGGCUUAGUUGGUGGAGUUUUAAGCUCGUUCCACAUCGCUCCCACAAAGAGAACUUCACAUCAUCCUCUUCAUGGUGUAUUUGCAAAUGACCAGGGAGAGUUGGUGCUGCGGCAGGUCAGUCCUGAAUUUUGCACGCAUCAAGUACUCGAAGACUACAACACAGAGCUGGAAAGGUUUAAGUACUAUGUCAAUAUUAUUUAAAAUCUUGCGCAGGUACAACAUUCCUCUGUUUUGUUGUUUUAGGAUAAUAUAACAAAUUUAUAAAAAAUGGUAUUAAACAAAGCUAUACAAAUAAGAUUAAUUAAACAAACAUGAAGCAAAGAUGCUAGUCAGAAUAAUCAUGCAACUGAAAGUAAUGUGCUAGUCAGAUCUUACCAAUGAAU
Messenger RNA from Penaeus monodon (black tiger shrimp), 2257 nucleotides. Its product is annotated as cytoplasmic dynein 2 intermediate chain 1-like. Gene Ontology annotation, molecular function: dynein light chain binding; dynein heavy chain binding. Gene Ontology annotation, biological process: intraciliary transport. The coding region runs from base 15 to 2075 and encodes 686 amino acids. The record is from RefSeq and is a predicted model, not a curated record. Gene Ontology annotation, cellular component: cytoplasmic dynein complex. The transcript is spliced from 12 exons. NCBI's taxonomy places the organism in Eukaryota, Metazoa, Arthropoda, Malacostraca, Decapoda, Penaeidae.